This is a messenger RNA of Suillus clintonianus, 944 nucleotides long. RefSeq names its product ARM repeat-containing protein. Gene Ontology annotation, biological process: regulation of translational initiation. NCBI's taxonomy places the organism in Eukaryota, Fungi, Basidiomycota, Agaricomycetes, Boletales, Suillaceae. Bases 109 to 840 code for a protein of 243 amino acids. The transcript is spliced from 5 exons. Gene Ontology annotation, molecular function: translation initiation factor activity; ribosome binding. Gene Ontology annotation, cellular component: cytoplasm; eukaryotic translation initiation factor 3 complex. The record is from RefSeq and is a predicted model, not a curated record.
UCCGAGUUGUCAAUUGAAGUAUCGCAGUGGACUCCCAGUGUCCGGGGUCUAUCAACUUUUUGCACUUUUUGCUCUUCCACUACACAUACCCAUUCAAAAAACAACGCGAUGGCAGCAACAGCAGCGUGGCUUGCGCCUCCUUCACGGACAGAGCUUAUUGAAAAUCUGGUAUCCGGGGUUGACCGUUACAACCCGUCAAAUGUUGGUAUUCUCGAGGACUACCUCUACCACCAGAUACGCAGCGAGGAGUACGACUGUCUUGCAAAUCUUGCUAUCUUAAAGCUUUACCAAUUCAACUCUGACCUCUUCAAUCCUGACGUGGUCAUCAAUAUCCUCCUCAAAGCUCUUACAGCAGAGCCUUUCCCAGAUUUCAACCUCUGCAUAUCUAUGCUCGACGACCGGCCAGUCAAUGGCACCCUCGACGAGCCCGAUCCAUUACCUACACUUCUGCCGCUCCUCAUGAAUCUCUACAACCUUCUUCACCAGUGUCGUUUCUCUGCGUUUUGGACCCUGUACCGAUCCGAUGAAUUGGAGGUUAUAAGAGAGAAUUAUACAGUGGAGUGUACAGGUUUCGAAGAUGCCAUCCGGGAAGUUGCCGCGCGAUCAGUAAAGGCUACUUUCACGCGGAUCAGCAGCGAGAGGCUGGGAUCCUAUGUGGAUCUAUCAGGACCAGAGCUAGAGGCAUGGGUCGCAAAACAACGGUGGACAAUUGAUUCAUCGACUGGCGUGGUCAGCAUACCGCCAAACCCUGACAAUCAUAUUGAAUCGGUUGUCAUUCAAGAGCAUAUCAAGCUUCCACAGCUUAGCAAGGUCAUUUCACACACUGUGCAGGUCAAAUGACAUGGCAAUAUCUGUGUACAUUGUACAUUACCCAUUUAAUAUGAUGUCGAUGGAUGUGAUGCAACCGGGCGACGAUGGUGUAUGGUACAUAUUUUGUGCGAUAA